Messenger RNA from Neocloeon triangulifer, 3220 nucleotides. Its product is annotated as protein amalgam. Lineage: Eukaryota; Metazoa; Arthropoda; Insecta; Ephemeroptera; Baetidae. The record is from RefSeq and is a predicted model, not a curated record. The transcript is spliced from 11 exons. Gene Ontology annotation, molecular function: protein binding; axon guidance receptor activity. The coding region runs from base 413 to 1795 and encodes 460 amino acids. Gene Ontology annotation, biological process: synapse organization; homophilic cell-cell adhesion. Gene Ontology annotation, cellular component: axon; neuronal cell body; plasma membrane.
AGAAGACCUUCUUGACGGCAGCUGGCAGCUGUAUAUUUACCAAAAUUUAACAUAACAUUAUACACUUUCCGAUGUUUUUCAGUCCGCUGACCGGACUGUUCACGGCUCACCCCAUCCUCAAACCCCUAAAUUAGGGUUCGUGUACAAGAAUAUAAACGGACAUGCUGUUAUACUGCAGCAAAACAUCCCUUAAAUCUCUUGUUGCCGCCUUUCUAAUGAACAGUGACACAAGUUCCAAAUCAAGACCAUGUUCUCAAUAUCAGCCAGAGUUUGCAUCAUGCGUAGAUGAUUUUGGCCGAAAAUCAUCGCCGAAAGUGCUGAAGCGACGACCACCGUGAAAGAGGUCACCGACGGCUGGUCAGUUAGGCCACGAUUUGACUCGUAGCCGACGACAGGUCACCCGCAGGGUUACAUGGACUUGGAGGACCUGGGCCCAGCUCCCAGGUUCAUUUCCAGAGGUCAAACAUACCGGGCUGUGCUCGGCGACACGCUGGUCCUGCCGUGCGAAAUCCAGAACGUUGGCAAUUUUGUGGUAUUGUGGCGGAGAGGAAGUUCCGUUUUGACAGCACGUGAGAUCAUGGUGACCCGUGACCAGAGAUUCCGACUCGUCGAAGGCUACAAUCUGGAGAUCAGGAACGUGAUGCCGCAGGACGCCGGCGACUACGUGUGCCAGAUUUCCGCCAAGGACAACAAGGACCUCGUUCACACUGUCGAAAUUCUAGUCCCACCCACAAUUCGCGGCCAACCCUCAGCAGGAUCCAUGACAGUUCGCAAGGGCGGCUCGGUGACCCUAGAGUGCAAGGCGUCCGGCAACCCCGUACCAACAAUCACCUGGACGAAAAAGGGCGGCACUCUUUUCGGAGGCGAAAAGACGGUUGAAGGAUUUUCCUUGACCCUGGACCAAGUGGACAGACACCAAGCUGGCGUCUACCAGUGCUCGGCAAACAACGGCGUUGGGCCUCCGGCUACCAUUGACAUCAACCUGACCAUUCUCUAUCCGCCAGAGAUCCAGGUAGAACGCAGCUGGGUCCAUUCCGGAGAAGGAUUCGAAGCCCAAUUGGUCUGCAUCGUCCACUCUGAUCCUCCUGCAGUGGUGAACUGGCACCACGAGUCGUUCUCCCUGCAGGAAAAUGACCGCCGCCACAUGGAGACCCACGGCAUCAAACACACCCUCUCGAUCCGCCAAGUUCAGCAGAGCGACUUCGGAAACUACAGCUGCGUGGCCGACAACAGCCUCGGAAGGGCAAAGAAGUACAUGGAACUCUCAGGGCGGCCAAGUCCCGUGACCUUCUUGUCCGAGGCGUACAGCCGAGGUCGCGACUACUACAACCUGAGCUGGGAAGUGACCAGCUGGCCGCCGCUGCUCGAGGUCAAACUUGUGUGGAGACGCGUGCACAUGAACGAGACGCACCCGAUGGCCGGAAAGUGGCACGACGUGAUUCUGGCGCCCAACCCCAAGACGGCGGCCAUCGGCCACGUGGGCGAGGGCAACCUGCACAGAGCGUCGUACGUGAUCCGGCCGCUGCAGCCCGGCGGCGCGUACGAGGCCGUCGUGCAGGCCAAGAACAAGUACGGCUGGAACGAGGUGUCCGACCUCUACAAGUUCUACACCAGGGGCUCCAGCGAGAGUCUACUGGACGACGCGAUGAAUGACAUCAUGGGCGAAGCGGGUCCUCACGCGAGCACCAAAGGAAUGGCUUCGGCCUCCACCCCAUCCCGCCCCCACAGGACUGUGACCCCGGCGCUGUUGCUGCCCAUCCUGGUGAUUCUCAUCGCCGCCUGCAACUUUGUGUAGACUGACCUCCACACCACGAAGGUGCAGAUGGGGCCCGGCGGUUUUCGCAGCAACACCUUGGCGCACCGAUCGAGCGUUUGCAAGCAGCCAGUCUCACUCUUUCUCUGCUCUUUUCCAAUCACUCACACACGCAGCCCGGCAAACAUAAUCACCCACCGCAACCAGUCAGCCGACGGAAAGAAUUUUAACUCAAGCAAAAACGACAUCAUUAUCUCUUCUCAUCAAAUCAUCACGCCGCAUGACGCUGGCUAUCCGAGCUGCAAUCAUCAUCCAACUCACAAUAUUCCGGUCGUACUUCCCGCAGCGCGAUCCUCAUCAUUUGCCCCGCCACAAACCGAGAAGUGUAAUUACGAAGGGAUUCAAAAGGAGUGAGUGCUGUUUCGUGAGGCGAAAUUUGAAUGCACCUGUUUCUCUUCAUCCUGCAGUGUGGACUUUUUGUUCGCGGACAGACCCUUUCCUAGCGGCAGUUUUUGACCAAACUCCUUCUUUUCUGACUUUUGGUUUUGACCUCAUAUCAGAGCAAGCAAAACACGUUGAUUUGUAAAUUUUAAUUGCAAAGUCAUUUUUCGCCGAUUUUUUGAAAAUCGCACAAACUGCCGCUGCGUAACUUGCGCUAGGUUCUUUCGAAAGUGCUGAGAAAUGGACUCGGUGACGACUAUAAUUAUAGUUAAUUUAAAAUGCAUAAUAUACAUUGUGUACCAUUCUUGUCUGUGAAUUUAACGUUUAAAAUGAGAUAAGUGGCAAUGUAUGCUGUUGAUUCUGCGCACCCAGCAAUUCAAUUCCUGCCGUUUUGUUUUCUCCGAUAGUUUUUCUGAACUUUGUAAUUUUCUCUGAUCAACAGCUACUAAUUUUUGUCCAUGUCAUGCAUGUAAAUAUUUUGAUGUAAGAAUCUGAUGAGAGAUUGAAGUAUCAAAUAAGAGCUAACAAUUACGUUUGGUGUUUCAGAACUCAAAGCUGUUCAAUUCUCACAACUCACAUACAUAAUAAUUUAGUGUUUCGUCAAAAGAAUUAUUGCUACUGAAUGGUUUCCGGAUCAAAUUGCAUGUUGUGUGCUGAUUUUCGAUUUUUUUUUUAUAAUUAUUUAUUUUUGUGCAAAAAUAUGUAAAUAAUAAUUCACUCAAAACACAAAUACCACAAGAGAUUCUGUACCAUGCCCAAGUGAAGUUUUCUCAAAUAACGCAAAAUUGUAAUUGUAGUCAUUAUUCUUAUGGCUAGAGCUCCGAAUUCGGAUUCUGGAGAGCGUAAAGAUGUGUGGAUCACCACUAAGUCCCCGAAAUUGAACUCUUGAUUGUUCAAAAGGAUCUGUAUAUUCAUGUGCCAUUCAUUUGGAUGUCGUUUUAUCUCACAAAACAUGUACGGGGCUCAGUGUUGAUGAUCAAUAUGUUUCAAAAGCUAAAUAAAUUUAAUAACGAACCUUGACUUGUA